Messenger RNA from Rhagoletis zephyria (snowberry fruit fly), 394 nucleotides. RefSeq lists its product as uncharacterized. Lineage: Eukaryota; Metazoa; Arthropoda; Insecta; Diptera; Tephritidae. The record is from RefSeq and is a predicted model, not a curated record.
AAACUCGAAAUCAUCAAAGCAUCGAAACAUGUGGCCCAGGAAUUUCUUUGUACUCCUUUUUGUAGCUGUGCUUUUAAUCACUAUAGCUAUGACUCAAGCUCAGCCUGAUGAGCCAGAUGUGUCUGUUGUUGACCCAAUACCGCCUACAGAGCCUACACCGGAAACUACGAGACCUACACCGCGAACUAGGAGACCUACGCGCCCGACUGGGAGACCUGUACUCCCUCAAAUAGAUAACCUACGCCUUGAACUAGAAGAUGUACGCCAACAGCUAAUAGGCCUACGUGUCCAACUAGGAGAGCUACUCUUAUCACUAGCACCCCCUCCUACUAGGAGGAGACCAAGCGCAUUUUUUCUAUUACCAGGCAAAAUCUUUACGAGAGGCGAAAAUUGA